This is a messenger RNA of Akanthomyces muscarius, 723 nucleotides long. RefSeq lists its product as uncharacterized. NCBI's taxonomy places the organism in Eukaryota, Fungi, Ascomycota, Sordariomycetes, Hypocreales, Cordycipitaceae. The coding region runs from base 1 to 723 and encodes 240 amino acids. The record is from RefSeq and is a predicted model, not a curated record. The transcript has a single exon.
AUGCCCGUCACCGAAUUCGCCCUCUUCACCCUCCGCGACAGCUACGAUGCCGUCGAGCUGCUCGAGACCAUCAUCGAGUGCCAGGAGAUCCAGGACGAAUGGGUCCGCGCCCACCACCCCAAUGAAUGCGCCAAAAAGGCCUCGGUCAGCCGCAUGUACACCGACGUGACCGAGCCCGCCCGCCACCGCAUCGCCAUCACCGCGCCCUGGCAGUCGCCCGCCGCCCACCUCGCAUGGGUCGACACCCCCGCCAACAAGGCCGUCAUGGCCAAGUUUGCCGCCUUUCUCCCCGACGACGCCAUCCCAGACCACCGCGCCGUCGACAUUCGCGACCCCGCGCCCGGCGCCGCCGAGAACCGCGGCUUCCUCUUCUUCCACAUGGAGGCCGCCGCCGCCGCCGCCGCCACCGCUGACUGCCGCCGCGCCCACCUCCACGAGGCCUUUUCCCCAAAGGAACCGCUCGUGGUGACGAGGCUGGCCGCGCAGGGCGCCGCGGGGCGCGAGCAGCUGCAGGCGCGGUACGAGGAGCUCGAGAAGGCGCUGGUCGCCGAGACGCCCAAGGACAGGAUCUGGGCGGGCUGGCGCAUCGAAAAGGACGACAGCGGCCAGGAGGAGCUCGUCGUCUUUCGCAGCGCCGAUAUGCACGCCGACAAGCUGGCGCCGCUCAAGCAGUACGGCAAGCCUAUAGGCCGCGAGCUGCACAUUUCCGAGAUUGCGCCCUAG